GGCUACUUGUCGUCAAGAGCAAAUAGAUUUGACCUCGCCGAUCAUUCCCCUCGAGAUAGAGUCAGGAGCAGUUCGGCUGGUAUCCUAUGUUAUAAUUUAUAAAGGUACUAUCGAGGUUCAGACAUGGCGGCAGUAUCAGGAUCUUGGCUUGUAGACUCUCUCCUUCUCGUAGUACUCCUCCUUUAUCUGUUCUACCGCAUCUUCAGCAGCACUUAUGGUCACUUCAAAGCUCGGGGAGUUCCCUACCUGAGACCUGUCCCUCUUCUGGGUACCUGGGACAUCUUCACCAAGAGUGCCAUGGAACAGUCUCUUAUCCUCUACGACAACUUCCCUGGUGAACGAUAUUUCGGAUAUUUUAGGGUUCGCGUUCCUACGCUUGUCGUGAAGGAUUUGGAUCUUAUACAAAAGAUCCUGGUGAAAGACUUUUCCCACUUCCAAGAUCAAGGCUUUCCCUCUAUAGACAGGGAUAUAUUGACAAAGAAUCUGUUCAAUUUGAAGGGCGAGAUAUGGAGGGCUAUGAGGAUCAAACUGAGUCCAACCUUUACUUCCGGGAAAAUGAAAUUUAUAUUCAGCCAGUUCGUAACAGUCGGAGAUCACAUGUUGGACAACAUAGAGAAAUCACUUUCGGCGAGACCAGUUGAUGCUAAGGCUGUAUGUGUCGAUUACGGAGCAGAAGUCAUAGCCAGCAUAGUCUUCGGACACGAAUACAACAAAGAGAGUCCUCAGACAGCCGAUUUUAUUAAAUAUGGAUCUAACCCUUAUAUAAAGGGAUGGAAAAUGCAGCUUAUAGCGCUUCUGAAGCUUUCCUUUCCGAAUCUUCCGGAUAUGCUUGGAAAUGAGUAUGCACCCUCCAGGAAUCACGGAAUAUUUUGUAAAUCUCGUAAAGGCCAAUUAAUGACGGAUGAAUCUCUGGUGACACAAGUAAUGGUGUUUUUAGCCGGCUCCGAAUCUGUUACUUCUGCCCUAAUUUUCGCUCUAUAUCAUAUAGCUAAGGACUCGGAGGUACAAGUUAAGGCUGCGCAAGAGGUAGAUACAGUCAUUGCUCGACAUGGUAAAUGGACCUACCAAGCUGUCAAGGACAUGCAUUAUUUAGACAUGAUCCUGCAAGAAACUUUGCGUCUUUACCCUCUUAUCCCUGUAAGUCUGAGGGAAUGCACCAUCCGAUACCGAAUCCCAGAGACGGCCGUGGUUCUGGAGAAAGGAAACGUCGUCGCUAUUCCUGUCAGAGGGAUACACAUGGACCCCAAAUAUCAUCCUAAUCCCGAAAUUUUCAACCCUGACAGAUUUAAUGAUAACUUCCACAAGCCCAACCCCACAUACUUGCCUUUUGGGGACGGCCCACGCAUGUGUAUUGGAAUGAGGUUUGCCAUAUUGGAGAUGAAAGUGUGUUUGUCCAAGAUACUCACUCGGUUCUCUCUAACCGUCAACGAGAAAACCCAAGAGCCGCUAACUUUUGACAAGGGUUCUUUCACGCCUGUUCCAGUAGGAGGUAUCUGGCUUAACUUCAAGAAACGAGGUCAGAAAUCCUACAAUGUUUCAUCUCACAAAGUCAAAGAGAGUCAGGGAAUGGCGGCAGUAUCAGGAUCGUGGUUCGUGGACUCUCUCCUUCUGGUAGUACUCCUCCUUUAUCUGAUCUACUACAUCUUCACCAGUACUUAUGAUCAUUUCAAAGCUCGUGGAGUCCCUUACCUGAGACCUGUUCCCCUUCUGGGUUCGUGGGACUUCUUCACCAAGAGCGCCAUAAAACAGUCUCACAUCCUCUACGACAGCUUCCCUGGUGAAAGAUUUUUCGGAUAUUUUAGGGUCCGCGUCCCUGCGUUAGUCGUGAAGGACGUGGAUCUUAUACAAAAAAUCCUGGUGAAGGACUUUUCCCACUUUCAAAAUCAAGGGUUUCCCUCUAUCAGUAGUGAUUUGCUCUCCAGGAAUCUUUUCCAUUUGAAAGGGGAGGGAUGGCGGGCCUUGAGGCAAAAACUAAGCCCGACUUUUACUUCCGGAAAGAUGAAAUUCAUGUUCAGCCAGUUUAUAACAGCUGGUGACCACCUGUUGGAGAACAUAGAGGAAUCGCGUUUUGGGGAACCAAUUAACGCUAAGGCUAUGUGCGUCGACUUCGCUACAGAAGUAAUAGCCAGUACAGCCUUUGGUCUCGACUUCAGCAAAGACAAUCCACAGAUAGCCAAAUUUCUUAAAUUUGGUACCAAUCCCUUUUUCGUAAAAGGAUGGAAAUCUCAUAUGGUGAUGUUAUUAAACCACUCCUUCCCAAAACUUUCAGAGAAACUCGGAAUUAGUGUGUAUCCUCCGGAAGUCACAAAGUAUUUUAUAAAUCUCGUGAAGGCAAAUAAGGAAUAUCGCAAGAAGAAUAAAAUAAAGAGGAAUGAUUACUUCCAACUGCUGUUGGCCCUGCAGGACGCUGAUCAGUCAGGUGAUAACUUGGAGUCUUCCCUUAGUGGUGGUGAUGAAGAAGAUAAUAAAACUAACGAAGCGGACUCCCCACCCCCUGAAAACAGUGAAACUAUAUUGAUGACGGAUGAGUGUAUGGCAGCUCAAACAACGGUAUUUUUUGUUGGCGGGUCUGAAUCUGUUACUUCUACCCUUAUUUUCGCACUGUACCACAUCGCUAAGGACGCUGAGAUACAAGCUAGAGCUGUGCAAGAGGUAGAUACAGCCAUUGCUCGGCAUGGAGGAUGGACCUACCAAGCAGUUAAGGACAUGCAUUACAUGGACAUGAUCCUGCAAGAAACUAUGCGUCUCUACCCUCUUAUUCCUGUGGGUGUGAGGGAAUGCACCCUUCAAUACCGUAUUCCAGAGACGAAUGUGGUCCUGGAGAAAGGAGACAUCGUAGCUAUCCCUGUACGAGCGAUACAAAUGGACCCCAAAUACUAUCCUGAUCCUGAAGAUUUCAAUCCUGAAAGGUUUACUGAUAACUGCUACAAGCCCAAUCCAACCUACUUCCCUUUUGGGGACGGGCCACGCAUGUGUAUUGGAAUGAGGUUUGCCAUAGUGGAGAUGAAGGUGUGCUUGGCCAAGAUACUCUCUCGGUUCUCUCUUGCCGUCAACAAGAAAACCAAAGAGCCACUAACUUUUGAUGAGGUUUCUUUCAUACCUUCGCCAGAUGGUGGGGUCUGGCUCGACUUCAAGAAGCGAGACCAGUAACCCAUUACAUGUGCUAAAGACGAAGAUUUUCACGGAUGGGUCCCGUGAGACCUUCAUACAUUGAAGGGUGUAUAGGAUACUAUGCGCAAUUGAAAUAUAAGUGGAAAGCUCCUAUUGCCAGUUGAAAUAUUCCAUUUUGCAAGUUUUCCCAAAAAAUAUAUCUUAUAAGUACUAUUUACCUCUUUGCAUUGGUUACAAUUCGUUUUUUGGUAAACAACCAAUAACACUAAUUUAAUUUCAAUAGGUAAUUAGAUGCUUUUAAUAGGCAAUUUUAACUCUCUUUGUAAUAUCAGAUGCCGGCCCCCAUGCAACUUUAUCUGAAUAGAUUUGAGAAACUAGAAGUAUGCAGAAACGGUAUCAAGAAAUGUUAUUAUACAAUUACAUUUUAUUAUUGCAUUAUUUUUACAGUUAUGACUGGAUAAGGUUUACUUCGUGAUAUCAACCAUGUUUGCACUGUAAAAUAAAGAAUAUACAGAUAGAUGUAAAUACAUAUUUUAAUUUUAGAAAUCAUAUUUUUGAAAUAUUUUUUUAAUCUUCAUGUUGCAGCCUACAAUUAGUUUUAGGAUUAAGAUUGUUAAUAUUUUUAAUGGAAUUAGUUUUUAAUAAAGCAAUUAUUUUGUAA
Homalodisca vitripennis (glassy-winged sharpshooter) is the source of this 3772-nucleotide messenger RNA. RefSeq lists its product as uncharacterized. The record is from RefSeq and is a predicted model, not a curated record. NCBI's taxonomy places the organism in Eukaryota, Metazoa, Arthropoda, Insecta, Hemiptera, Cicadellidae. Gene Ontology annotation, molecular function: oxidoreductase activity, acting on paired donors, with incorporation or reduction of molecular oxygen; heme binding; iron ion binding.